AUGGCACCAGCUCGGACAGAUGACUUGGGCUCAAGGAAGCCCCGAGUCGUGGCACUCGGCACUCCGAAAUAUGUCGGCGACGACUACCUCGCCGACUUCAAGACCGAGUUCGACUAUUCCGUUCUCGAAGCAACAGACCGCAAGGAAACGAUAGCCAUGCUGCCAGAGGAGAUCGAGAAGAACGGCCCCAUCGAUGCCUUCAUCAUCCGCAUGGGCACACCGCCGUACGAGCCGUUCGACAAGGGUCUCUUGAGCGCUCUAGCACCCAACUGCAAAAUCAUCACGUCCGCUAGUGCCGGGUACAACGAGUUCGACGUGGAGUGGAUGGCCUCGGAGGGCAUCUGGUUCUGCAAUACAGUCGACGCCGUGGCCGAGGCAACGGCGGAUAUGGCUCUGUUUUUGACGCUGGCUGUUCUGCGCAAUACGAGCAAUGCAGAGAAGAGCGCCAAGGCCGGCACUUGGAGAGCGGUCCCAGGGCUUGUUCCUGGGAGAGAUCCGUCCGGCUUGACUAUGGGUAUUGUCGGGAUGGGGGCUAUUGGCAAAUACCUCGCAAAGAAAGCAGCCGUCUUCAACCUCAAGAUCAGAUACCACAACCGCCACCAGCUUCCCGCGGAAGAUGAAGCAAAGUACAACGCGAUAUACUCCCCAACACUGGAGGACCUUCUCGGCAAGUCCGAUAUCGUGUCACUCAACUGCCCGCUCAACGACCAGACGACUGGUCUGAUCGGACCCGCAGAGUUUGCCGCAAUGAAGGACGGCGUAUUCAUCGUCAAUACUGCUCGCGGGCCCGUCAUCAACGAGGCGGCGCUCAAGGACGCUUUGGACUCUGGCAAGGUGGCGCGCGCUGGCCUCGAUGUUUUCUGCGACGAGCCCAAGCCAGACAUGGCCUUGGUUCAACACGAUAACGUGAUUGCGCAACCUCAUCUUGGUGGCCUCACAGACAUGGCUUUUCAGAAGGCUGAGAGGGAGUGUUUUGAGAAUAUUCGGGCUUUAUUCAAGAGUGGGAAGCCUAAUUCUCCUGUUAUCGAUAUCCAUGAUAGAAAGGCAAAGGCUUUGGCGAAGUGA
Molecule: messenger RNA, 1065 nt
Organism: Colletotrichum abscissum
Lineage: Eukaryota; Fungi; Ascomycota; Sordariomycetes; Glomerellales; Glomerellaceae
Exons: 2
Coding region: 1-1065 (354 amino acids)
Molecular function (GO): NAD binding; oxidoreductase activity, acting on the CH-OH group of donors, NAD or NADP as acceptor
Source: RefSeq, a predicted model, not a curated record